Molecule: messenger RNA, 1289 nt
Organism: Amphibalanus amphitrite
Lineage: Eukaryota; Metazoa; Arthropoda; Thecostraca; Balanomorpha; Balanidae
Product: putative deoxyribonuclease TATDN1
Exons: 7
Coding region: 362-1273 (303 amino acids)
Cellular component (GO): cytosol
Molecular function (GO): 3'-5'-DNA exonuclease activity
Source: RefSeq, a predicted model, not a curated record
AGUGCCAAACGCCCCCCUCGGCUUGAAGCUCACGUGCUUUCUUGGCCGGACAUUUCUUGGCCCCAUAUCUAUAGGCAGGGUAUAUUGAGUGCAGUUAAAUAAUUUUUCAUCGUGAAAAAAAUUAUUUGCAGCAGAAUAACAAAGCUUUGUAGACAUUUCUAAAGUGGCUGCUACAAGAUUGACGCUCUGGAUCCCGUGUUGUUGUGUUGUGAAGAGGCACUCUGACUUCUGCUCUGACUCAUAAGUCAUAUAUUGAGUGAAACUCUGAUUGACUCAGGGUAUAUUGAGUGACUCUGACUAUUAUACGGAGUGUAAACAAAGAAUCUUACUUUUGACAGCGAAGAGUGUAUUUCACUACAAGAUGAAGAGAUUCAUUGAUAUUGGGGCCAAUCUGACCGAUGCUAUGUACCAGGGCAUCUACAAUGGUUCAACAAAGCAUCAGCCAGACCUGGCUAAUGUUUUAGAGCGUGCAUGGAAUGUUGGACUGAAGAAAAUCAUCAUAACAGCUGGCCGCCUUGAGGAGACACAAGAGGCUUUGAAGCUGGUGAAAACUGACGAGGAGCGGCUGUUCACCACGGUGGGCGUGCACCCGACCCGCUGCGGCGCGUUCGACGACUCCGGCGACCCGGAGCGCCACCUGAACGCGCUGCGGACGCUGAUCGAGCAGAACCGGCGGCACGUGGUGGCCGUGGGCGAGUGUGGACUCGACUACGACCGGCUCCAGUUCUGCGACAGGGACACGCAGCGCAGGUACUUUGAGCGGCAGCUGAGUCUGAGUGAGAGCUCGAAACUGCCGCUGUUCCUGCACUGCCGCGCCAGUGCUGCCGACCUGGUGGACGUGCUGCGAACUAACGCCGGCAAGUGUCACGGCGGCGUGGUCCACUCGUUCGAUGGCAGCACGGAGGAGGCUGAGCAGAUCAUGGCGCUGGGAUAUCACAUCGGAAUCAACGGAUGCUCGCUGAAGACGGCGGAGAACCUCUCUGUGGCGGCGGCGCUGCCGGCCGACCGGCUGCUCCUGGAGACGGACGCGCCCUGGUGCGAGGUGCGGCCCACGCACGCCGGCAGCGCGCACCUGCGGCCGACGCCGGCCGACGCCGCGCCCCUGAAGAAGGAGCGCUGGCAGCCCGACCGACCCGUCAAAGGGCGAAACGAGCCGGCCAACAUCACGCAAGUUCUUGACGUCUUAGCAGGUGUGCGAGAGGAAGACGCCGAUGCACUGGCGGAACAGGUCUAUGCCAACACGAUGCGGCUUUUCUUCCCAAACGAGGUUUAGAGGGGACUGGUGCUGC